Acanthoscelides obtectus is the source of this 942-nucleotide messenger RNA. NCBI's taxonomy places the organism in Eukaryota, Metazoa, Arthropoda, Insecta, Coleoptera, Chrysomelidae. The record is from the annotation of a GenBank genome assembly.
AUGAUCCACCGCGAAGUAGCCGAUGGUCUAGAGCGUCUUUGGAACGUAAGAGUAAACUGCAUAUGGGAAGCCGAUGAAAGUAGUCGCCAUGGAGAGGUUUAUAUAUUCGACCAUGUAUUUAAGCAGGAAUGUACAAAUUCAGAUGUAUAUGGAUCUGUAGUAAAACCUUUAGUCGAUUCCUUCAUGGAAGGUUUCAAUGCCACAAUAUUUGCAUAUGGCCAAACAUCUUCUGGCAAAACACACACCAUUUUGGGCAAUAAAACAGAUCCUGGGCUUUUCCAAUUAGUAUCCAAUCAGUUAUUCCAGCAUGUGGCAGACCAGGUUGAUAAGAGGUACUUGAUUAGAUGCAGUUAUAUUGAAAUCUACAAUGAAAAGAUCAAUGACCUCCUGGAUAAGAGCAAUCAGGGUUUAACUAUAAGAGAAGAUAUCAAAGGAAAUGUGCUGCUUGAUGCAAGGGAAGCUGUCGUAGACAAUGUUGAUAAAGUUAUGGAGAACAUGAUGCAGGGCAAUAAGAUCAGACGAGUUGCAGCUACUCGCAUGAAUGAGAGGUCAUCUCGAUCACACACGAUUUUCCGGAUUAUUCUGGAGUCGAAAGAUGCCAAUCAGAAAGAUGGACCUGUACAUAUAAGCUACCUUAACUUAAUGGACUUAGCUGGUUCUGAGAGAGUUUCUCUGACGAAAGCUGCUGGUGAGCGUCUUAAAGAGGGGGCUAACAUAAACAAAUCUUUGUCAGUAUUAGGAAAUGUGAUAAGGCAACUAAGCGAGGGGAAGGAGUUUAUCAGUUAUCGCGAUUCGAAAUUGACUAGACUGCUCUCACAGGCUCUUGGCGGUAAUGCCAAAUCAUUGAUUAUCGGGAAUGUUACUUUAGCUGCAGAGGAGGAGACUAGAUCUACACCAGAAUUCGCCCAAAGCACUAAAACUGUCAAAAAUAAACGAAAGUAA